ACGAAAAUGAUAGAGACGGGAAAAGUUUGAAAGUGAAGAAAAACGAAGUUAAAAUAAGUUGAAAAUAACGAAGGAAUGAAGUUAAAAAUAGAAUAAAACCAAACAGAACGCAACAGAUGUACGAUACUGGAUACACGUUUCUGAGUUAUUUUGCAGUCUUUGAGUAGAAACAGUAAUUCAGUAUGGCUUUACUAGCAAUUCUCGGUCUGUUAAUUAUAGCCUAUUAUUUCAUUUAUGUCGUAUCUUGCGUUUUCAUGGAUAGCGAUUUACUACUGGCUUUUAAGGAAAAGUUCGGCAAACCCGUGUCUUCAUUAAAGGGCAAGACAGUAUGGAUAACAGGUGCGUCCACCGGUAUUGGAGAGACAUUAGCCUACGUGUUAGCCAAAAAUGGUUGCAAAUUGAUCUUAUCCGCUCGGAGAACCACCGAAUUAGAGCGAGUGAAAAGAAAAUGCUUGGAAGAAAAUAAACUCUUGAGUGACGAGGAUAUAGAGGUGUACCCCAUGGACAUACUUAAUUUACACUUACACAAGGAAGCGCUCCAACACGUAAUCAACAAAUUCGGCAAAUUAGAUAUACUCGUGAACAACGCCGGACGCAGUCAAAGAGCAAAAUGGGAAAAUAUUGACAUCAUGGUCGACAAGGAAAUGUUCGAGUUGAACGUAUUUUCGAUCUUAUCCUUGAGCAGAUUAGCGAUAAAGCACUUUUUGCAAACCGGUGGUGGCCACAUCGUUGUUAAUUCAAGUCUGGCGGGAAUUCAAGCAAUACCGAUGUCGGCUAGUUAUUGCGGCGCCAAACAUGCGUUACACGGGUAUUUCAAGCCAUUUUGCUUAGAAUACUAUGAUAAAUCUAUAGAUGUGACGAUGGUGUGCCCGGGCCCGGUACAAACCGGUUUUCUAUCUAACUGUUUCACGGAGGAGCCUGGUAAGAAAUACGGCGUGGAAACGGAAAUUUCCAAAGACAAAAUCAGCGCGGAACGUUGCGCAACUUUAAUGGGCAUUGCGAUCGCAAACAAACUGGAAGAAGUGUGGAUCGCCCAACCUAAAGUAAUGCUAAUUGUGUACUUAUCCUACUGCUUCCCGAACGUCAUGAGAUGGGUACUGAGAAACAUAGGCGCAAAAGUUUUAAUGAAACUACGAGAUAGCAAAAAGGACUAAGUUACCACGCACAUGAUAAUCGACAUCUUUACACUAAAUUUCACCAAGAUAGUGCCAUACGUAUCUCAGAGGCAUUCCUAUUUAUAUUGCUAUUUAUAAAGCAUCCAGAACAAAAAAGAUUUUUUUUUUAAGUAUAACAUUAUUAUUGCUCACAGUACUCAAAGUACGAUGUUUCAUGUUCAUAUUAUUCAGAAUGUUAUUGUGAUUAAUAUAUUUUGAUGUACUAUAUUUUAUAUACAUAUAUUUGUUUAUUACAUGUUAAAUAAUCACCAGAUUCAUGAUUC
This is a messenger RNA of Ooceraea biroi (clonal raider ant), 1438 nucleotides long. RefSeq names its product dehydrogenase/reductase SDR family member 7. Gene Ontology annotation, molecular function: oxidoreductase activity. The record is from RefSeq and is a predicted model, not a curated record. NCBI's taxonomy places the organism in Eukaryota, Metazoa, Arthropoda, Insecta, Hymenoptera, Formicidae.